UGAGUUAAAGACACAUUUUGGGGAAAACAUUAACUUUACAAAGAAGGCUUUUAUGUGAAGUCACAGAUAUUGCACAAAAUAAAUGAAUUAAAAGGCAAAAGAAGCCUCUGCUCUGUUUAAUUCAUCAGUACAGGCCAGAAAAAGCUGUAAAAAUGACUGUGAUGGAAAACUUCAUUAUAAUUUUCAUUAAAGCUGUUCAUCAGCUCUAUGCUCUGUGGAGUUUGGUCUUACACUGACAGCAUUUGAACUUAAAUCCUCCAUAAAUCUGAGUUCCGCUUGUUCUUUUUCUUUACCAUUAUUGCAGUUUUUUUCAAAUAAAUCAAACAUUUGGUUCUAUCAGAGACUAGAAGCUGGCUUCACAUUAAGUGAGGUCUACCUGCUGAAGUGAGUCUGAACGCUCUGGAAGCUGCUGGUGCACCUUUCUUUUCAGGUCUCCGUUCAAUAAUUCACGUUGUCACAUCGGUGCCACCUACUCCCUUUUCUUUACUGCACAUGCUUACGGGCUCUUUCCAUGAAAACACCACGACAAGGGGGGGAAGCAGAUCCCUAAUGAAUGACUGAAAAAGAGGAAAGAGGGGAGCAGAGAAGGAAAGACGGGCGUUAUCACUUUUUGAACUAGCAGCAGAAAGACCGGCUCUGAGCUGCAACGGCCCAGGAGAAGGUUUUCAACUUUGAAUGGGAGUACACAGAAGUUUAUUCAGCAGAUGACAUUGUUUUUCUGGAUUCUUUUUAUUUAAAUUAUUUCAUAUUCAAAGUAAUCAUCAUGUCAGGAAUCACUAGUGACCAGCUGCACAAAUCAACUUUAAAUGUUUACUCAAAUCUCAUGGAGCACUUCAACCCGGGUCUUGAGAAGCUGGUUGCUCUUGGAAACAGCUACGUUCGAGCUUUUCAAGCCUUAGCUGUGUCCAGUGAGGCCUACUUCAGUGCUGUGGCAAAGAUGGGCGACCAGGCGCUCCACACACUGUCAUCGCGCUCGCUCGGAGAUGUCCUGAUCCAGAUCUCAGAAACCCAGAGACGACUCACUGCAGAGAUGGAAGGGGUGUUCCAGUGGUUUCAGGUUGAGGUGUUGCAAGCGAUGGAGAAGAACGUCAAGUUGGAUGAAGAAUACAUUGAUGGUAGUCGCAAAGUGUACGAGAUGGAGGUGAGGAACCAGGCCGAGUCUUUGGAGAAGCAACUCAGACGUGGAACGUUCAGGGAUUCUUUGGAGAACAGUGACUACAUGGUGUACCUACGGCAGAGCCAGCAGGAGAUCCUGAAGGAGGAGCAGAGGAGGUAUCGCUUCCUGGCAGAGAAGCACUGUGGACUCGCUCAGUCUCUGCUGUUUCUCAUUAAUAAGACUGGUGUGUCCCUCCAGCAAAAAGCUGAUGGAUGGAAGGAGAAGGUGAAUGAGAACAAGGAGUCCACUUCUCAAACAUCCGCCCAUUUAGAUCAAGAAGCACAGCUCCGAGGUUCAGUGACAUCUCUGCUGCAGACAGUGGCCAGAGAUGAGGACAUGUCCUGGGCCAGGAGGGAGCAGCAGGCGCUGGGAAGAGUGCCCUCUAGAGCACCGUCUCCUCUCCCCAGCCGCUCUCGCUCCAGCUCGGUUGGAGAAUCUCUGGGUUUGGCAGCGGGCAGAACCAUGAGAGCUGUGGUGUCUCACCCAUCUUCUUCCAACCCAAAGCUCUUACCUUUCAACAGGGGAGAAACCAUCAUCGUGCUGGUCCAGGAGCCUCGUAACGGCUGGCUGUACGGGCGCACUGAGAGCACCCUGCGGCAGGGUUGGUUUCCUGCUGCAUAUGUGGCUCCAAUUGAGGAUUUCACCAACACUUUAGCUACCAGCGGUACUUCUGUCCGGAGCUACAGCAUGAACAGUCUGCUGGACUCUGACUCCCACGCUGAGCACUCAGAGGUCAAGAGCUAUGCAGACGCUCCAGCCCCGACCCCGACCCCAGCCAGCCGCAGAGCCUCUGUGGACGUCCGAGCCAUCUCUCCCCUUCCUGACAAGAAGCUGGAAGCUCCGAUCGAGACCAAGCCUCCCCCUCCACCACCUCCUCCACCCCCUCCACCCAACCAGAACCUCCGAAGGGGCUCGGCGGAUGUCCGAUCCAUCUCUCCUCUGCCUGACAGGAGGAGCGACACUACAUCUGAUCCUCAGAAAUUGUCACCCAUGGGAGCAGCUGAAAACCCUCUUUUUCCAAGGGGCACAAACCCGUUUGCCACAGUAAAGCUUCGUCCCACAACAACCAAUGACAGAUCUGCUCCUCAUAUUCACUGAUGCUGAGGGGGGGCAGGCAGGCUGCGGAGACGAGAUAUGCAUUUUUUGUAGACCUCUCUUGACAUUAACAAAGACAAGCUUCUGGCUUUGUGCGCAGGAAUUUUAGAGAAGUUUUGUACAUCGUGAAGUUUAACACCAAACGCAGAAAAAGAAGUGAUGUUUUAUUUCAUCUACUAAACAUAUUUUAGAUGUUUUAGGAAUUCUUUUUACAGAUAUAACGCUCUGUUGUGUUUGUGUCUUGUGUUAAAAAUAUUAAUUACAUGGUUGUUUGGGUAAAACUGGAAAAGAGGAGUAACAAUGUCUCAUUUGUUGUCUGUCGGCUCACUGUUUAUUCUUUUUAUUGUUCUAAUGGUUUGUAUGAGGCUGCAACUCAUUACUCCAUUGUUUCUUUAUAUGAGAUUUGUAUUGAAACCAUUGACUGUAAAUGAGAACUGGAUGUGACAUCAUCCUUAGAAAAUGGUUUACUUUUGGCUCCAACAAAAUUAAAUCAAUUCAAUCGCCAUUCAAUUGCAAAGUUUGAGUUGAGAUUAGAUUCAAACCUCGAUUUUUGGAUCUUGGUUUUGCUUUGGUUUGAUAUAUGAUUUGUGUAUUCCAAAACAACAAAAAAAAAGAAAGGAAAAAAAAAACUGAAAUAAUAGGAAAGUGACAGUGAAGAAAAAAACUUUCACUUGGGUCCUACUAAGUUUGAUCUAAUGUAAUAAUACAAUAAAUGCAAAAUCCUUAAAUUGUUUUCCACUGCUUACCAAUAUGCUGGUAUGCGGUAGGGGUGCAAUAAUUCCCUCUUCCCACAAUUUGUUUAGCAGUUUUUGAUCAAGAACUGUGGCUUUCCUAGCGCUAUGGUAAGCAGUGAUUGCUCUGAAUCAGUCUGAAUCAAUGUUUCUAUGGCAACCACUCUCACCAAUCACAAGUGAGCUUGUUGGAAAGCCACACCCCUCCCACUUGAACACAAGCUCUGGAGAAUCUGUCAAAUGCUUCAAGUGUUUGAUGUGGGACCACAUAUUUUCAUUGAGGUACCUGAUUGGUCAGUUUAUAGCUUCCACUACAGAAAAAAAAGAAGAUUAUAAAAAACGUAUUAAAAAAGGAAUCAGAGCAAGAUUGGUUAUCGUGACAAAUGUACUGACUGAGUAACAGAUGUUUAUGUCUAUAAAGAAAUCUAAAGGAUUUUUUUGGGGGGGAGCCAGCAGUUGCUUCCUGUUUGUAAUGCGAGGGGGAGGGAUCACUUAAUCCAGUUCUCUUAUCCAGUUGAUGAUUUAAACUCUAGUUUUCAUUAUUUUCAUCCAAAGCAAAUAAACAAGUUUAUUUCGCACA
Molecule: messenger RNA, 3562 nt
Organism: Oryzias melastigma (Indian medaka)
Lineage: Eukaryota; Metazoa; Chordata; Actinopteri; Beloniformes; Adrianichthyidae
Gene: baiap2l2b
Product: BAR/IMD domain containing adaptor protein 2 like 2b
Exons: 14
Coding region: 764-2254 (496 amino acids)
Biological process (GO): plasma membrane organization; actin crosslink formation; actin filament bundle assembly
Cellular component (GO): cytosol; nucleoplasm
Molecular function (GO): protein binding
Source: RefSeq, a predicted model, not a curated record